Neodiprion virginianus is the source of this 4892-nucleotide messenger RNA. Its product is annotated as ATP-binding cassette sub-family C member 4-like. The record is from RefSeq and is a predicted model, not a curated record. Lineage: Eukaryota; Metazoa; Arthropoda; Insecta; Hymenoptera; Diprionidae. Gene Ontology annotation, biological process: transmembrane transport. Gene Ontology annotation, cellular component: membrane. The coding region runs from base 297 to 4532 and encodes 1411 amino acids. Gene Ontology annotation, molecular function: ATP binding; ABC-type transporter activity; ATP hydrolysis activity. The transcript is spliced from 17 exons.
GUGGAUAAUUCUGAAUGUUAAUCUCUCAACGAUUGGAACUGAAAAGAAAAAAUGUGAAUGAAAUUCGAUAAGCUUGUUCGUUUAAUCAUUUGUGCUUUGACUGGAACUAAGCUUGUUGAAUAAUUCAAGGGAAGAAAAUUAAUGAUUAUAAUAAUGAAUUGACUGAUUCGAUAUUUCUAUUCUUCAACGAAUUCCUGCUUUAUGUUUCCGGCAGAUGACGAUGAUGAAAUAUAUUACGUCUAAAAGAGAAUAAAUGUCAAAACUGCAUCGUGAAGCGGACGUGCAAUAAAUGAAACAUGGAGAACACGAUGAAACACAGCCUGAAGAGUCCAGAGGAAACAGCGAGUUUCUUGAACGCGUUAUGUUUCGGUUGGACGUUGCCGAUCUUCUUAAAAGGAGCGAAGCGUGAUUUGCAGAUCACAGAUUUGUACGAUCCCUUAAAAUCCGACGAGUCCAAGGGACUCGGUGACCGUCUCGAACGAGAGUGGAAGAAGGAGUUGGCGAAAGCGAAGGAAAUUCCUAGGCUUGGAGAAGGCAGUAAGAAGAAGAAGCCGAAGAGACAGCCAAGUCUGGCUUGGGCUCUGUUUCGAGUCUUGUGGGUUCCUUACAUGGUGCAAGGACUGUGUCUCUUCGUGCUGUCAGUGGUGCUACAGCCUCUGCAGCCCGUGGUCCAAAGCUGGGUGAUCAGCUACUUCAAUCCAGGCGAAAACCCCAUAACCCGAAGCCAGGUUGUUCUCUACGCAACCAUCCUGGUCCUUCUCAUUCUGAGCAAGGUUUUCAUUGCUCAGCACGCCAUAUUGCGAAAUCAGGAAAUCGGAAUGCGCGUCAGGGUCGCGUGCUGUUCCAUGAUAUACCGAAAGCUUCUGCGCCUCGAUCUGGCCUCGGUUGACAAAAUAGCUACAGGCCGAGUGGCCAACUUGAUUAGCAACGACGUGGCGAGGUUCGACUACGUUAUGAAUCACCUCCACUACAUUUGGAUCAUGCCGUUGCAAUUUUUGGUGAUAGGAUACGUGUUGUGGCAAUUCGUCGGUGUGAUUGCCUUGGUGGGAAUAGCGGUGAUGAUUAUCCAGACGAUGCCGAUCCAAUUCUACGUCGGCCGCCUUACGGCGAAAUUGAGAUCCAAAAUCGCGGUGAAGACGGACGAACGAGUGCAGCUGAUGGGCGAACUGAUUUCUGGAAUAGAGGUUGUAAAAAUGUACGCGUGGGAAAAACCGUUUGAACAGGAAGUGUCAAAAAUUCGUUCACUGGAGGUGAAAUUGAUCUCCAUCUCAUCUUACCUUUCGGUUAUACUCAUCAGCAUUACGGCGUCGUCGAGGAAAGUUUCUCUGUUCGCGACUCUGUUGACGUUUAUCUUAAUGGGAAACCAGCUCACUGCCGAAAUCACCUUCGCACUCGCUACAUCAUUCGAAAUUCUGGGGGUACUGUGUGCUACAAAGGUUCGCCAGGCAAUCAUCGGAGCUUCCGAAACAAAGGUGUCUUUAAGGAGGAUCACUGAAUUCUUACUACUGGACGAAGUCAACCAUGGAAAAGAUAUUCAAUCUGUGCCUGCCGAUAAAAGCCGUGAUGCAUUGGGUGAAACCGGACCAGGAGUGCAAAUGCUGCUGUUGGAUGAAGGAAGUUCGGUGGAGAAAAUCGCUUCAGCUCCGAACAGUCAAAUUCAGAGUAUCGGAAACACCUCGAGUAAAUGCAAUGUUGAGUUUGAAAUAAUUCGGGUUUCCGCUAACUGGGUUCACGGACAGCUACCAGCCACCUUGUUCGAUCUCUCGACGAAGGUCAAGAGUCGGACACUUUCAAUGCUUGUGGGGCCCGUCGGCUCCGGGAAGUCGUCCUUACUUCACCUGCUUUUGGGCGAGUUAUCAGUUGGCGCUGGAAAAAUGUCAUUUUUCACCACCAAAAACAACACCAAAACUGAAAUCAACCAUUCCGACAUUAGCAUAUCAUACGCUAGCCAAGACCCUUGGAUCUUCGCCGCAUCAAUACGCGACAACAUAAUAUUUGGCCAACCUUACGAGAGAGAUCGAUAUCAAGAGGUAACUAGAGUCUGCGCGCUAAACGAAGACUUCGAGCAGCUGCCUCAGGGUGAUUUGACUUACGCAGGGGAAAAAGGAGCGACUCUGUCCGGAGGCCAGAAGGUUCGGGUUAACCUGGCAAGAGCUCUCUACAGAGACGCCGAUCUAUACUUACUCGACGAUCCUCUCAGCGCUGUGGAUUCAAAAGUGGGAAAUCACUUGUUUAAGGAGUGCAUCCAGGGUUUCUUGAGGGACAAAACUCGAAUCCUCGUCACCCAUCAGCUGCAAUUUCUUCCAGAAGCUGAUAGUGUCAUCGUUAUCAAUCGAGGUAGUGUCAAGUACCAGGGUACUUAUGAAGAACUGCUUCACUCUGGACUAAACCUAUUGGAUACUGUGAAGUUAGAGGAAUUUGAUGCGCCCAAAGAAGAUGAGGAGAUUCUCGAAAAGACCGCAGAAGACAGGGAUCCAGCUACAGUUGUGAAUGGCAACGACGAAUCAAGCGAACUCCCAGAGAGCACAGAGACUUCGUCAUUAGAUGUAAAACAGGAGGAGGUAGCAACUGGAGAAAUGUCAAACCAUGUGUACAAGAGCUACAUUACAGCGGGUGGUAACAUGUGUACACUGAUUACAGCCGCUGCAGCUUUCGUUAUCACGCAAGUAUCAACUAAUGCAAGUGAGUACUGGAUAACAUAUUGGACGAACCAAAAUGCUCACAGAGCCACGUUCACACUGUCAAACGACUCUCCUUCCGAUGCUGCUAUCAGCCGCAAUUCUACCAGAUACAACCAUCAGCAGCUAGACUCGACAAUCGAAUCUCAAUGGCUGGACAAACAUGGACUGCUUCGUAAUAACAUGGCAAUUUACGUUUACUGCAUACUCAUAGCAACCUAUAUUUUAAGUAUGAUCUUUCGUAACGUGUUUUACUUUCGAAUAUGCAUGAACGCCAAUCGGAACUUACACAACUCGAUGUUUGCUAAUCUGUUGCAAGCCACCAUGAGAUUCUUCCAAACUAACCCAUCCGGGAGGAUUUUAAACCGAUUUUCAAAGGAUGUCGGAACCAUGGACGAGCAGCUGCCAAUAACGAUGCUUGACGCUCUUCAGAUCUUUACCCUAACAUUAGGCACAUUCGCAAUGGUGAGCAUCGUGAAUCCACUGACGAUCAUACCACUGGUUAUCGUAGGUGGACUGUUCUAUGUAAUAAGAAUUUACUACCUUAGAACGGCUCAGAACAUUAAGCGACUUGAAGGACUCGCCAAAAGUCCAGUCUUUUCGCACAUCAGUUCCACCCUGGACGGGUUGACAACGAUACGAAGUCAGGGAGGAUCGGUUGGAAAAAUGUUACUGCACGAAUUCGACAGUCUCCAAGAUAGGCACACUAGUGCCUGGUACUGGAUCAUUGCAACAAAAACUGCGUUUGGAUUCACCCUUGACCUGAUUUUGUGUGGUCUGACGACUUUCGUUUGCUUCUUGUUUAUUCUGAUGGGCAAGGGUAAUGUUCUCGGAGGCAACGUUGGGCUGGCCAUUUCGAAGUGCCUCACCUUGGGCGGAAUGGUUCAGUUCGGGAUGCAACAGAGUGCCGCGGUCAUCUCAUUAUUCACAGCAGUGGAGAGGAUCCUCCAGUACACGAAUCUGCCAAACGAGGGACCUUUCAAAACUGACAAACCACCUCCGGACACUUGGCCUUCUGAAGGCAGUUUAGUCUUCAGAGAUGUCUCCAUGAGAUAUGUCCGCAACAAACCGCUAGUGCUGAAGAACCUGAAUGUGAAGAUAAAUCCUGGCUGGAAAGUUGGAAUUGUCGGAAGAACCGGUGCUGGAAAAUCUUCGCUUAUAUCAGCGCUGUUUCGUUUGACCGGAGAUGAACUGGAGGGUGAAAUAAUACUGGAUGAAGUAGACACGAAGUCGAUAGGACUGCACGAGCUGCGUCCUCGCAUCUCGAUCAUUCCUCAGGAGCCAAUUUUGUUCUCCGCAAGUCUCCGCUACAACUUGGACCCAUUUGGUGAAUACUCGGACGCUCAGCUGUGGGACAGUCUCCGAGAAGUCGAACUUGGCGAUGCAGUACGAUCCCUCGACUUCCGUGUAAUUGGAGGCGGAGCAAACUUCAGUGUUGGACAGCGCCAACUCAUAUGCUUGGCUAGAGCCAUACUGAAGAACAAUCGAUUGCUGGUUCUUGACGAAGCUACCGCAAACAUCGACCAUGGCUCCGAUGCUUUGAUCCAAAACACCAUCAAGCGGAGGUUUGCCGAUUACACGGUGCUCACCGUGGCUCAUCGACUGAACACUGUAAUGGACAGCGAUCGAGUUAUGGUCAUGAGAGAGGGUCGCAUUGUGGAGUUCGGUCAUCCUCAUUUACUGUUGCAAAAUCCGAACGGUCAUUUCUCGAGAUUGCUUCAACAGACGGGAAAGAAGAUGACGGAAAAACUUACAGGAAUUGCCGAGAGUGCCUAUUGGACAAGCCCCAAAUCCAGAGAGGAUUUUACAGACAUCGUCAUUCGUAACAGUGAAAACGUUAUAACGAAAUUAUAGUUACAGUAACCAUAGGCUUUCCUGAUAAAACGUAUCAUGUAUUGUACUGCAUACUGUAUUUUUUGUCAGCAUAUUAUUGUUACCAAUUCACACCAACGAUCUGUAAUUACGAAUUUCACGACCGUACAAAUUUUUACCAUAACGGUAAUCGGUCACUUUUUUUCUCUAGAUAUAAUGUGCCACAAUAAUUGUAAGAUAUUUCCUCGGGAUUUAUGCAUUUGUAGAAUCUGGUGAUAUCGUACCGCGUCAACUAUGAGGUGAACAGCUGUUGUCAUAAAAAGAGAGAGCGACAGUGAUAGUGAAAAAAUGUCAGGAAUUAUUUGGUAUAUACAGCGUCGCUAUUCGAACCUCGAGUUUCUA